This is a messenger RNA of Triticum dicoccoides, 1202 nucleotides long. RefSeq names its product fatty acid desaturase DES2-like. The transcript is spliced from 3 exons. The record is from RefSeq and is a predicted model, not a curated record. Bases 748 to 1125 code for a protein of 125 amino acids. Gene Ontology annotation, molecular function: oxidoreductase activity, acting on paired donors, with oxidation of a pair of donors resulting in the reduction of molecular oxygen to two molecules of water. Lineage: Eukaryota; Viridiplantae; Streptophyta; Magnoliopsida; Poales; Poaceae.
CAGCCUCUCCUGCCGCGCCGCGUGCGAGCGCACGCGUCAUGGGCGCAGCUGGCACAACCGCACAAACCCUACCCCCAAUCCAUAGCCGCCACUCCCUCCCUCCUCCUCUUUCCUCCCUCGUCUGCCACCACCACUCCCUCCCUCCUCGUCGCCCUGCCUCUGCCCAGCUUUGCCGCCUCCCGCACGCUCGUCCUCUCAUCUCCCAUGGAGGGGAGGGGUGGGGAUGUAGGGGAAGGAGGAAGCCGGAGAUGAGGAGGUCGAUGCAGGGGACGCCAUGGAUGGUCGGGGCGCUGGCUCCUCCUUUCCCCAUGCCACGGCUGCCCAGAUCCGGCGAUCCCCUCCCACUCCGGCAUCCAGGUUGGUUGACUCGAUCUCUCAAUCACCCCAUCGCCGCGCUGCACACCGUCGUCAAGGACCAAGCCGUCGCCGCCACAGUGUCCUCCUCCUCGGUGGCCGCGGGUGCCCUGCCCGCCAAGCUGCCCAUUCUUAUCUUUCUGGAGGCAAUCUGGUAGUGCUGGGCGCACGGUGAUGCUGUCACGGUAUCCCCCUCCCCGGUGCUCUUAGAUCCAGCAGUAGCUCAACGCAGGAAAGCCGGUUGUGCUCGAUCUGCUCGCCUCCUUCGCCUCGCAGGCUCAGCAAGCAGCAACAACGUUGGAGGCAUUGGCGUGAAGGUGUCGUGAGUUAUCUGCAAGGGCAUUGUUGUGACGUGCUCCUCCAUGUCUCCCGCGAGUUCUUGGUGUGGGGAUCAUGGCUCCAGAGAGCAUAAAAUGUAUGCAUUGGAGCGACAUCAUGGGUGCCGGUGGCAGAAUGACGGAGGAGCGGGAGAAGCAGGAGCUGCUCGGACGCGCUAGCGCCAGUGAGAUCUUCCAGCAUGCGCCGACGGACAAGCCGACAUUCACGCUGGCCCAGAUCAAGGAGGCAAUCCCGCCUCACUGCUUCCAGUGCUCGUUGAUCAAGUCCUUCUCCUAUGUGGUCUAUGACCUCGUCAUCAGCGCGUCCCUCCUGUACGCCGCAUUGGUCUGGAUCCCAGCACUCUCGAGCAUGCAACAACUGGGCGCCUGUCCGCUCUACUGGGUGCCUCAUUUUGAUUUUCUUACCUUGGUGGGUUUGUAUUCAGAAAAUUAAUUUGCCUAUUUUUGCUUUUUAAUCUGUGUUGGGAGAAAGAUGUUCCUCUUUGUUGAGAAAAUGUUUAUUGUAUGGAC